AUGCACAGACUCCUAAUCCAGCGCUUUGGCCUCAUCCUCUCUCUGCUCCUCCUCACUACCAGCAUCUCCGCUCAACGCCCCGGUCCGGUACACCCACCGCUCUGCCCCUACUACAGCGAACUAGCUGGCCGCGGCCGCGUUUUCCUGCGAUGCUGGUACGACCAUAGCGGGGUGCAAAGCAACGGUGGCUACCUCGCUUUCACCAAAUCUCACAUGUGGGACAAUCUCACCGUGACGGACCUCACGGAUAAUUAUCCCGCACCGGAAGGGAACGGGAAGAAACUUCCCCCGUUCGGCGAAUACGCCAAAUCUCGGGUCCAAUUCUCGAAUGUGCAUGAGAACUACGUCCCGAAGUUCACUGAGAUUUUCAAAUAUACCUUGGAUGGUAACCUGCCAUCGUUUGGGUACCGGGACGAGACGGAUUGUUUGACAUAUCACUGGGAGUCGUCUUAUUUGGGUACAUUGUUGAAACCCUAUGGCGGCAAGCCAGCGGGCGCAAAGGUAUCGUGGAAACACACCCACUCCUUCAAGACCCACCAUGCUCUGCCAAACGAGGACGACGGGACGGGCUAUCUCAUCCAGAACGCCACCAUCAAGAUGGACUGGUCGAGCUGGUGUACGUCCUGA
Endocarpon pusillum Z07020 is the source of this 627-nucleotide messenger RNA. RefSeq lists its product as uncharacterized. Bases 1 to 627 code for a protein of 208 amino acids. The record is from RefSeq and is a predicted model, not a curated record. Lineage: Eukaryota; Fungi; Ascomycota; Eurotiomycetes; Verrucariales; Verrucariaceae. The transcript is spliced from 2 exons.